Eucalyptus grandis is the source of this 4796-nucleotide messenger RNA. Its product is annotated as disease resistance protein SUMM2-like. Gene Ontology annotation, molecular function: DNA binding; ADP binding; protein binding. Lineage: Eukaryota; Viridiplantae; Streptophyta; Magnoliopsida; Myrtales; Myrtaceae. The record is from RefSeq and is a predicted model, not a curated record.
UAAUAUCUCCCGCACACACCUUUACUCUCUCUCUCUCUCUCUCUCUCUCUCUCUCUUCCGUGAGCCGCUGCCGCUCUCGCUAGAAGCGAGCGACGACCGCCACCGCGGCGAUCCUCAGCCGACAAUCGUCAAGCACGGUCUGGUUCAAGCAGAGUACAAGUUUUAGAGGCUGCAUCUGUGAAACAGAGACUUUAAGCACGGUCUAGCCCUUAAGCAACUUGUUUAGAGGAAAGACUGGUGCAAGUCCUGAAGUCGAGGUCCGGGGGCUCGUUUUGGAGUGUUGUUAAGGUGACCAUUUGGCUUCUAUCUCGGUUCGGCGUCCAUUGCCAGUUGCCGUCGCCAGUUCUCGCUUCACGCAACGUCACGCCAUUCCCUGACAGGUUCGCUUUCGCAUAAACUCGGGCCAAGUUUCACAAGCAAAAUGAGAAAUUCCUAUUAACAAUGGCAUAAUAUAGAUGAAAUGGACACUGUAUGUCAAAUAACUUGAGCACUCCCCCGAAGAGCCAAAUGAAAGGGGAUUUGUUUAGGCCUCUGUUUCAUCUUCUGACUGAAGCAGGUCGCUGUCCCUGUUUGUCCCUUCCCGGGCGUCCCUUCAACGACUGAUCAGCACCUUCAUUUCAAUCAAGACUACAAAUUCUCUUGGUUCCAAAGCUACUUCACACAAUCAUGAGAAUUGCAAGAACAGCAUCGGUGAUCCUUUUAUUAGAGUAGAGCAUUUGUAUCCUGUGUGUAAAUGGAUAAACACAGACAUGGGUAGAAAGAAAGAUCCAAUUUGGGAGUACAUGAUUUCCUUGGACGACGGCAAGAAAUGGAGGUGCAGGCUCUGCAGCAAGGAGUACAGCGGAACCGUCACCAGGAUGAAGUUUCAUCUGGCCGGGAUCAGGAAACAAGGCAUCGAUAUUUGCCACGGUAUCAACGACGAGGAGAGGGAGAAGUUCCGGAUAGCCAUCGAGGCUUCCAGAGACACAAGCACCAGAGACAGCGAGUCGCCCACGGAGUCGACAGAAGGAAAUGCGAUUAAUCCCAGCGUCAUGCCCCAAGUCCCAUCCAGACACACAAGCAACCAAGGCAUGCCGCGGUGUCUGGAUUCUCGAAGAUCAACCGAUCGAAUGGGCGCUGUUUCGCUUGGUGCAGGACCAUCGGAUGCAGAUUUUUCCCUUCAGACGCACAGCUACGACAAUCCCAUCAGCGAUCAGGGCUACUCAAGAGAAGCUGAAUUAGGUGCCAGCAGUUUGGAGUUUCCACGAGCUACGCAGCUACAGAAUGUGAGAAGAACCCAUGAUGUGCCCUUCGAGUGUCAAGUACAUAGCAGUUGCGACCUUGUUGGCCAGAAUAUGAGAACUCUCAGGAGAAAGCUGGAAGAGUUUAUCUGCAGCAGAGAAGUGGAAAUGAAUGAGUUGGAGUCACGGUGGAAGAAAGUGAAGAGUGUAAAAGGAGAAUACUGGGGGGUGGUGCGGGCAAUCAGAGAAGGAAGAUCUCUCCCGAUUCAGCAUGUGGCGCGAGUUGAACAACUGAUCAAAGAAGUUGAAGAGAUUCAACUCCAAGCUAGUUUGUCCAGUAGGUCCAGGACGAUUGCUGUAAGAGCAGAAGGCAGCAGAACAGCUCCUUUAAUGACCACAAAGCUAGUAGGAGAGACGAGUCAGGUAAUGGUGGAUGAGGUUUGCGGCCACCUGAUGAAGGAUGAGGUUUGGAUCAUCGGCAUUUAUGGAAUGGGAGGAGUUGGCAAGACAGCCAUCUCAAUGCACAUCCAUAAUAAAAUGCUUGAGAAUCCAGCCUUCGAGGACGUAUUCUGGGUCACUGUGCCACAAAAUAUGAGUGUAUAUGAACUGCAAAAUGAGAUUGCGAAUAUGGUAAAUCUGGAUGACCUCUCGAAGGAGAAGGAUGUGAAGAAAAGGGCAAGCAUGUUGUCCAGACAUCUGGCAAUGAAGAAGAUAUCGGUCCUAAUUUUAGAUGGUUUGCUGACACACAUUACGCUCGAGGAUGUGGGAAUUUUGGUUGGAGCCGGUAGGAUUAAAUUGGUACUGACAACUCAAUCAUUAGACGUGUGUCGUAGGAUGCUCUGCCAAGAGUGUAUCCAAAUAAAACCUCUCUGGCCAGAUGAAGCUUGGACCUUGUUUUCACUCACAAAUAGGUCUAACCCAGAUCUCCCAACAGAAGUCGAGCAAAUUGCAAAGCUUGUUGUGGGCAAGUGCGAGGGCUUACCCCUUGCCAUUGUCGAGAUCGCAACUCGCAUGAGGGGAGUGGAGAAUAUACAUGAAUGGCAAGACGUGCUCCAAAAAUUAGGUGACUCGAAAAUGGAACUGGAGGCGUUUGAGAGGCUGAAACUCAGCUACGUGAAUUUGGUAGAUCAUCAAGUUCAACAAUGCUUCUUGGUUUGUGUACUUUAUUGCUCAGAGAAUUUAUCUCGAGAGGAUCUGAUAGAGUGUUUUAUUGACGAGGGUUUGCUUGGAAUUGCAAGCAGAGAAAAGCUGUACAGCCAGGGCAAUGCCAUACUGAAUAAACUCGAAAAUGCUUGCCUAUUGGAAAAGCAGUCUCCUUUUGGAAAAAGGAUAGUAAAGAUGCAUCCUUUGAUUAGGGACAUGGGCCUGCAUAUGAUGAGCACAGCUUACAUGGUAAAGGCGAAGAUGGAGUUGGAAGGCAUACCGGGUAGUGAAUUCUGGACGGAUGGUCUCGAGAAAGCUUCUUUGGCAGGGAAUAAUUUAAGAGAAAUUCCACCGGAUAUGUCUCCUGAUUGUCCUAAGCUUACAACUUUGCUGUUGAGUAAAAAUGAGAGCUUGGGGAUGAUACCGGACUCUUUCUUCAUGUGUCUUCAUAAGCUGAAAAUUCUAAAGCUAAGUGGAUGUGGAAUCGCCAAACUACCAAACUCCUUCUCGGACUUGGUGAACUUGAGAGUGUUGUCACUUAGCUGGUGUUCGGAAUUACGCCGUAUUCCUUAUGUGGGAAAGCUGAUAUCUCUAAGAAAGUUGGACCUGAUUGGGUGUCAAGUUCUUGAAGAAGUGCCGGAGGGCCUGGAAAUGCUGUUGAACCUGCAAUACCUUGAUCUUCUCUACACAGAAAUUGAGAAAUUACCAGAAGGAAUGUUAGCAAACCUUGGAAAUCUACAACACCUUAAAAUUCAAGAAGUAAACGCAGAGGACCUGACAGAACUGAAGAUGCUGGAAACACUACAUUGUUCCUUUCUAGAUAUCAAAGCAUUCAACACUUAUGUGAGCUUCGUUGGGCUAAAUAGCCCCCACAAGUACCUACUUAAGGUAAAUGGAGAAGAACAAGGUGACAGUGAUGAUGUGAAUCAUGAUCGGCGUGUAGUUCUUUGCGGUUGCAACCAUAUUACCACAAGAAGACAAGGACAAAGCAGCAAUGGCUGCGUUCUGCUUCCCAAAAAUGUGCAGGAAUUGAUUGUCAGAAACUGCGGUGGUAUGACAAAUUUGUGUGACAUCGGCCCGCUUGAAGACCUGGAGGUGCUAGACAUAAGAAGAUGGGACAAUUUACAAGUGCUCUCUGGUGGACCAGAUGAGGGAAUUUUAAUCCACAGCUCCACAGCACCGUUUCCAUAUUCAUGCUUCACCCCUCUCCACUUGCCAUGCCUACAGCGAUUAUCUAUCCAAGGGUGUCCAAAACUGAAGAAGCUAUUUGGAGGUAUGUCGGAGGUAAGUUUCUCCCUGCCAAAUCUAUGCGAGAUUAGUUUAUAUGGGUGUGAGGAACUAGAGGGGAUAACUGGAGUCGCAUUACCCGGUGCCUUCCCUCGUCUCCAAAAGAUUACAGCUUCUAGUUGUCCUGAGAUGAAGAAAUUGUUGGAAUCUGAAUGUCUGGCUUCCCUUCCAAAUCUGAAGGAGAUAAGAGUAGACAAUUGCGAGAAAAUGGAGGAAAUAAUUGCUGGAUCAUCCUCGAACAUCCCACUGAAUGCCUUUCUCCAUCUUGCCUUCCUGGAAAUACAAUUCUGCAGUAACAUCAAGAAGCUGUUCACGCUUGAAUCUUCGCUCCACCUCCCAAACCUCCAGUGGAUUAGAGUCCAAAGCUGUGAAGCGAUGGAGGAGAUUAUAUGUGGAGGACGAGAACAUGGAGGGGCCAGUCCAAACGUCAUGCGUUCCUCCUCCCCAUUCCCUCUCCCAAAGUUAAAAUCCUUGUGUUUGCUGGAUCUACCACUGCUACAGAGCAUAUCUGAUGGGACUUUGAGCUGCGACUCCAUUGAGAAGAUCAUGGUGUACCGUUGUCCAAUGCUGAGGAGGAUCCCAUUGCAUCUGCCCCGACUCAACAACAAUGAUCAGCUCCCAUCAGCUCCGCCUUCUCUUCAGGAGAUUCUGAUGGAUGAUGAGGAAAGGUGGGAGUCUCUGGAGUGGGACAAUCCUCAUGCUGAAUCACUACUUCAACCCCUUGUCAGGUUUUGGCCGGGGCGAUCUAUCAACCUCAGAACCACCAGUAUUAUGUGAUUCCAGUCAUUGCAAAUCUCUCCAGGAGCAAGUCCACCGGAGCCUAGAUACGGUGGUUUUUCAUAGCCAUUGUGAAGUAAUUCUGCUUCACCUCAUCCUGAUGUUUGAAGUACUUCCUAUGGAGGAAAUACCACUACCAUCUCUGUUUCUGCAGCUAUCUAUACUCUGCUCAUUCUUCGCACAUUGAUAAAACAAUUCUUUCCUUCAAAAGUUACAUUUCUGUAAGUCACACUCCUUUUCUGUUGAUUCAUCUUAUCGUUCCGAGCAAUCCUCAUCACAAGCUUUGUAGACAAGUCUAUGGUCCAGUCAUUGGGAAAACUGAAAAUUUUCCUUGCCGGUGUAUUUCUGAAGUUGUAGGUAAAUUGCAAA